Messenger RNA from Magallana angulata, 1130 nucleotides. Its product is annotated as spidroin-1-like. The coding region runs from base 58 to 1029 and encodes 323 amino acids. The record is from RefSeq and is a predicted model, not a curated record. Lineage: Eukaryota; Metazoa; Mollusca; Bivalvia; Ostreida; Ostreidae. The transcript has 3 exons.
UCUGUACAAUUCAUCACCCGACCAAAGUCCAGUGACAACCCUACAAUCGAAGAGAAAAUGCUGAAGCUUGUCUCCAUCGUUUGCCUUUUUGCCUGCACAUUCGCAGAUAACUAUGACACUUACAGUCACUAUUCCAAGCAUGACGACUUUUAUCCCAAACCGUACGGACCAUUAGGUGGAGUCGGUGGAGUAGGCUCAGGAAUUGUUGGCUCUGGUGGUGUCAUUGGAGGACUCGUCGGUCUGGGUGGUGGAUCUGCGGCUGCUAGUGCCGCCGCUGCAGGAAAUAGCGCAGCAGCAGCUGCUGCUGCUGCAGCUGGUCGAAAUGCUGCCGCCGCUGCUGCAGCUGCUGUAGGACAAAAUGCCGCCGCCGCUGCAGCUGCCGCCGCUGGUCAAAAUGCUGCAGCAGCUGCUGCCGCUGCAUCUGCUAAUGGAUUCGGAUCAGUCCCAACCUUUCCAUACUAUGGUACUCCCUACUAUGUAUUCAAUUUAGGAGGAGGAUCAGCUGCUGCCGCUGCUGCUGCUGCUGCAAGCAGUGGCUCAGCUGCCGCCGCUGCCGCCGCAGCUGCAUCUGCCAGCGGACUUGGGUCAUUCCCAACGUUCCCAUACUAUGGUGUCCCCUACUAUGGAUUCAAUCUGGGAGGAGGAUCAGCUGCUGCUGCCGCCGCAGCUGCCAGUGGUGGUUCUGCUGCUGCCGCUGCUGCUGCUGCAUCUGCCAGUAGAUUUGCAUCAUUCCCCUAUUAUUAUGGAAACCAAGUUAGCUUUCCUUACUAUGGAUUCAAUCUAGGAGGUGGAUCAGCUGCCGCAGCCGCCGCUGCCGCUGCUGGACAAAAUGCUGCAGCUGCUGCUGCUGCCGCCGCCGCUAGUCAAAACAGUGGGCUUUUCGGUCUUGGAGGAAGUGGUUCAGCUGCUGCUGCCGCCGCCGCUGCCGCUGCUGGACAAAAUGCCGCUGCUGCCUCCGCUGCUGCUGCAUCCGGAAGUAUAUUCAACGGACCUAUUUUUGGCGGCAUUAGACCCAAAAAGGUCUAUUAAAGAGAGGAGAAUUUGUGUUUUGUUUGGUAAAAAGCAUAAAAUAAAAAACAUUAUAAAAACACCGAUUUCUUUUGUAAUUAUGCCCAUGAUAUUCUCUUCGU